Molecule: messenger RNA, 1126 nt
Organism: Zychaea mexicana
Lineage: Eukaryota; Fungi; Mucoromycota; Mucoromycetes; Mucorales; Lichtheimiaceae
Exons: 1
Coding region: 149-934 (261 amino acids)
Molecular function (GO): protein binding
Source: RefSeq, a predicted model, not a curated record
GCUGCUGCAUUGAUCUGCAUAAAGAACGCUCGUUGCUGAUAUAAAGGAGAAGCAAAUAAAAACUGUGAUCCCCUCUCUCUUCUUUUCUUUCUUCGCUCCCUCUUUCUUCUUCCUUGAUUUCUCCUCAAAGUCGAUUCUUUCCGUUCAAAUGGCAUGUCUUAGGCGCCACCACCAUCGCCAACGCUCCUUACUUGAGCGGCUCCCUUCUGAAAUCCUGUGGCAUAUUUUUUCAUUUGCAUCACCACGAGAACGCUGUGCAGCACGCACAGUAUCCAGGCAGCUUUACAGAAUCUGCAGCCAUCCUAAAUUCUGGCAGUCUGUCGCCCUGACACACGCGUCACUCUGGCAAUUGGACGAGCUACGCCACAUCCUCACACCCCAUCUCCAGCACAUCCGAUCUCUCUCUGUCCAAGGCGUCCGCGAUGAAACACUGCGCUUCCUGCUGAACCACUGUCCAAAUCUCCAAGAACUAAGCGUUCAUCGAUGGCGGACGCUGUCUGACCACGCACUCCAAUUGGACAAGGAGCAUUUGGGACUCCGGUCCUUUGCGCUGCAUGGCGACAACACACCGUACACCGCCAUUGAUGCCAAUUCGCUUGCCCAGCUUUUGCUCCGACUGCCCAAUCUGCAAAUCCUUGCCAUGGUCGCACACGCGCAUGUGCACAUACCAACGUUGCUCAAAGCCAUCCAAAAGAAACCGCCACUUGCCCUCCGUGCCAUCACGCUGCCGGUCUACCAUCACGAACAGCAGUACGACGGCGUGGCCAUCUCCAGUCAGUACGGCGAGCAGCUCCUCGAAACGUGUCCGCGCCUCGAGCAGGUGUUCUUUGUGCCCAAUAUGGGGGUCUACUAUCAUUCUGACAGCAGCAAACUUAAUCCUGUGCUUGUGCACCACCGACGCAUUUUAAUAGAAGAAGAGCAAUCACGUGCAUAGACAUAAUCAUCCAUUCAUAAUACCACCCACAUACCAUACAUAUACUACUACACUGCAUCCGCGAUUGGCAUUGCUGCUCUCGGAUAUAAACAUAAAUGACAUAAUAAAAGACGAAACUGUCAUCAUUGAAAAGUCAUAUCAGGGGUGGGAUGGGAGCGACUAGUGAGCGCAGGGAGGGAUGAUGCAAUCCUU